Diachasma alloeum is the source of this 1727-nucleotide messenger RNA. Its product is annotated as differentially expressed in FDCP 6 homolog. Bases 34 to 1641 code for a protein of 535 amino acids. The transcript has 6 exons. The record is from RefSeq and is a predicted model, not a curated record. NCBI's taxonomy places the organism in Eukaryota, Metazoa, Arthropoda, Insecta, Hymenoptera, Braconidae. Gene Ontology annotation, cellular component: nucleus; cytoplasm.
CCACCUGUUGAUUAGUAUUCUACCAAAACAAUAAUGGCUCAUUUGCUCAAGAAUUUGUCCAACAGCAUUUGGCAUGCAUUCUACGCGCUUCAAGGACACACACCGAAUAUAGUUGCCAAAUCAAAGCUCAAGGUCUUGACUGCUAAUAUUGGCACUCUGAUGGACUUGUAUGGAGUUGAGAAAGGACUGGAGCAUUAUAGGAGCACCUCCACUCUCACUUUCGAACAGUUUAUUUAUUAUCUCCAGAAAGAGUUAUUCUCUUCAUUGACUGACUCAACCCCGAUAGAGUCCUGCAGAGCUCUGGAGGAGGGGGUCAACGAGAUCUGCUGGUUACUGUGCAGAAAACUAUUUCUAGAGAGAUCCCACGCUGUUUUCGAUGAUCAGAGUGUCUACAAAUUAUUUCGCAUUUUCUGUUUGCUCGCUGAAAUGGAGACGGAUUCGACGGAUAGUACGUUUCUGGUGACGAUGCACAGUGAGGAGGUAGCACACGUUGCCUCGCAGCUCGUGACCUCCCUGGGUCUGAGGUGGGAUUCGCUGGACUUUUCUGCGUUGUCAGCGGCUAUCGGCAGUUACCGGUUUCCAACGUUCUUAGCAGUUCUAGAAUCUAAAUACUCAGGUGGAGGAGCGGUAGAUGAUGUUGCAUUGACCGAAGCCAUUGAUGAUCUUUAUCGCGUUUAUGUUGAAGACGUCAUAAAGAAGGGUUACUUAAUGAAGAAGGGAUUCCUCCUGCCGACGUUGAAAUGCUUCUACUUCAUGCUGCGACCAGGCGAAUUAUCCUAUUACAAAGACUCCCUCCAGAAGGAGCCGUCAGGGGUGAUCGCCCUGAACAUAAAUUGCUGGGCGGACGCCUCGCCCUCAGGCGGAAAGCCAGACCGUCGGUUUGUCCUCUCGACCCCGGAGCACAGGUGCAUAGAGCUGGUCGCUGAGGACCACAAGGGCCGCCUGCAGUGGCUGACGGCCCUGCAGACGGCGAUCCGUUACUCAGGGGAGAAGCUGAGCUACCAAAGAACCCUGGCGAAUCAGCGAAGAUCCCUGAGGCUCUCCAACAAACAGCACCGAGAGGAGACGCGACAGGAGCUGAACCACGAGAGGGAGGCGAGAAUCGCCGCUGAAGUGCAGGCCCGAAAGCUGGAGACAAUCACUCGAGGGGAGUUGGCGAAGGUCCAGGAACUGGAGGACGCGAAGAAGAAAUUGGAGAUUUUGCUGCAGGAGGAGACGCAGGCCCUGAGGGACGAGGAAAUUGUCCGGGGACUGCAGGCCCGUGUCCUCCGGGAGGAGUGGGAGAGGCGGGAGGAACUGGAGAGACUGCAGCAGGAGCAGCUGGAGCUGCUGGAGACAGAGAAGAUGAAGAGGAGGGAGUUCGAGGCCAAGCAGAUGGAGAAUGAACGUCAACUCAAAGAUGCAGAAUCGAGGCUGAAGCAAUUGGAAUCCGAGAGACAAAGUCUGGAUAAGGAAUUGAGUGCAGCUCAUGAGAAGGUAAAACGCACUGAGGAGGCUCAGUUGCUUCUUGAAGCCAAAUUUGUGAUGAUGAGACCGCUGAGGAGUGGUGACAGAGUAAGACGUACGCAGAGUUUCGUUCCAAUGAGUAGAGAGAGACCACUCAUCACCGAGAGACUUGAGAAUGAUAAGAAGCACUCGUAAUUCCAAGGCCAAAUGAAUGUUAAAGUUUAAUUGCCAAAUGAAUGUUGAUGUUUGAUUGGGCGCAGGUCCGCCUGAAGAUUGUGGAA